GAACUUCAGACUAGCGUCAAGACACCCCACUCAAAGCCUUCCGGCAUGCAUCGUCGAGGCAUAUAAUUAGACUGUUGCGGCAGAGCAGCAUGAUCAUAGAUCUGCACUGGAAGCCUAUCCAGUGUUUUUCGAGCUUCUUGUGCUCAUCUGGCCACACGAGCAUCGACCACGUCGCUGUGUGAAGCCGCUGCUGCCUUCAGUUAUGCCAGAACGUUCCUUGUAGAUGCUGCAUCGUGCGCCUUACGCCAUCAUGACCCGCGAAAAGCCGUCGAGCUUGUGGAGCAGGGCCGUGGUCAGCAAUGCUCACAAAUUUUCGGAGCUCAGCAAGUGUCUGUCUGGCGCUCGGGGUUCUGCGGUUGGCACAGACCGAGCUGAAGCUAAUCUGGCAGCCAUAGAGUACAGGAGACUUACGAAGGAAUGGGAAGCUGUGGUGGCGGAAAUUCGCAAUCUUCACGGUUUCUCGCGAUUCUUGCUCCAACCCUCCUACAAAGACCUGCAAGCGGCAGCGAGCCAUGGACCGGUUAUCAUCCUCAUUGUCAGCAAAUACUCGUGCAACGCCCUCAUUGUCACGACGUCAGGGCAGUCCCACCAUGUUCCCUUCCCGCCUGUCAUUCUCGCAGAUCUCGAGAUGUUCAAGAUCGCCUUCACCAAAGAGAUACGGAACGCAGGUCUCAUGGGUCCAAUAGAGUCGAGGAAGGAUUUGCGACGUGACCUGAAAUUGCGACGCCAGUCUCGAAUAUGGCUGUGUCCGACGGCAGCCUUCACGUCUAUUCCUCUCCAUGCAGCUCACCCCUGUCGGCCAAAAGCAGAUCACUCUGGGCAGGAACCAUGUCUGGAGAAUUUCUACAUCUGUUCUUACACGCCCACACUGCCAGCUUUGAUCAGGUCUCGACAGAUGAUGAAGACGCGCGCAACUCCGUCCUUCGUGGCGAUAGGGCAAAGUCGACCAGGUGCUAGGCAAGGCAUGGUGCUCGCCGAUGUUGACAUCGAGCUAGAUCUUGUGCAUAAACUUGUUCUCUCCAACUUCAAGUUCAUCAAUCUUUCUGGCGACGACGCUACACGGACAGGUGCACUUCGCUUAGAUCAACCCCUCACGCUGCUCGACAUUAUGGAGAAUGACCCUCUGCAUGCCGAAUUCGCGUUCUUAUCGGCGUGUCAUACCGCCGUCGGCGAUGAGGAGACGCCCGACGAAGUCAUUCACUUCGCAGCUGGUCUGCAGUAUUCGGGGUUUAAGAGCGUCAUUAUUGACACUCUUUGGGCGGUCAAUGACGCUGUCGCAAAACACGUCGUCGAAGCUUUUUACGAGAAUAUGUUUAAGAAGGAGGGUGUCAUUGACUGUACAAGAGCAGUCUCGGCACUCAACUAUAUGCUACGGAUGCCGUGAAGAAAAAAAUCCCGCUUGAACAGAAAAUUGUUUUCAUUUAUAUUGGUGUGUAGUGACUAGUUCAUGUCGUAUCUCUCGUGCGGAUUUACAAGUCUUGAAUCUUCGGUUCUCUUCCAUCCAUGUCGUACUUUAAGUCGUUCUUAGAAAUUACGAUACAUACACUUGCACUGCAUCAGUCACGACUCACU
Messenger RNA from Suillus paluster, 1572 nucleotides. Its product is annotated as CHAT domain-containing protein. The record is from RefSeq and is a predicted model, not a curated record. Bases 224 to 1384 code for a protein of 386 amino acids. The transcript is spliced from 4 exons. NCBI's taxonomy places the organism in Eukaryota, Fungi, Basidiomycota, Agaricomycetes, Boletales, Suillaceae.